CGGAUAUAAAUGUAGGACUUGUCCCUGUUUCUAUGACGACGGUGGCUGACAGCUGGAUGACGAUAGGCGCGGCCAAGUCGACGGCUUCGCUCUGCGGAACUCCUCAGUGAGUGAAAUAUGACUUCACCCCCUAUUGCAUCAUUAAGAUGGGGAGAAAUGAAGGUAGAGGGCAGUGACACUUUAUACAAGGAUUGUAAAGUCUGGCCAGGAGGAAAUCGAACAUGGGACUGGCGAGAGACAGGAACCCGGCAUAGACCUGGAGUUCAACCAGCUGAUCUUGAUGAAAUUGUAAAUAAAGGUAUCCAGACUCUUGUUAUUGGAAGGGGGAUGGAGGAAGCAUUGCAAGUGCCUGAAGAGACACUGGAUUUCAUCAGAAGUAAGGGCAUUGAUGCUUUCGCUCUACAAACAGAGAAAGCUGUAGCACAGUAUAACAAACUGGUGAAAGAAGGGGUUGCUGUUGGAGGGAUCUUCCAUUCAACCUGUUGAACCAUUCCAUUCCUGAGGUUAAUGACUUGAGCUUACCAUAGGAGAAUAACUCGCCAAGUUUUGGAUGCCAAGUUUUAGUUUUCUCUUAUGAUGUUUUUGAUACAAGAAAUAAAAUUUAUAAUGACUGUAGACUGAAAAGUAUAACAGAUACUAAAAGAUGUUUGUAUGUUUAAAGCAGCUCAAUAUUCUAUGACUUCUACUUCAAAGAUUAUUUGGGCAGUCAUGAAGCCAUGUUUACUUUCAAUUUUCUGAUUGAAUGCCUAAUAAACAUUUCAUAGUGAA
Molecule: messenger RNA, 768 nt
Organism: Hypanus sabinus (Atlantic stingray)
Lineage: Eukaryota; Metazoa; Chordata; Chondrichthyes; Myliobatiformes; Dasyatidae
Product: mth938 domain-containing protein-like
Exons: 4
Coding region: 118-486 (122 amino acids)
Biological process (GO): positive regulation of fat cell differentiation
Cellular component (GO): cytoplasm
Source: RefSeq, a predicted model, not a curated record